GCGCAAGACAGUACAGGCAGCCCGUAAUCCCCGCUGCCCGUGAUUUAGCCCGAGCCCGCAUAAUGCUCCUAAACCCCCAGCUGCUACCCUGGCCACUUGCUCCCCGCGACAGACUGCGAACAGUUCGCGUUAUUAAUAAUUCAACCAACUCGACGCUUCCACGAGACCACGACCGGCUGAUCGCUCUGACCGGCCCCGACGCUAAUAAGGCUAUACAACUGCCAUCAUUCUUAUUCCAUUUUAAAGGGACAUUAACCUCCUUUUGUGUCGCUGAUAUUGGGGAAUAAACCGCUAUCAGUAUUGAUAUUGGAACGUAGGGUACGGCUAUCGCAUCAGCAGGCAGCAUUUUACACGAGGAUUUCUCGACAGGUCUUUGUUGCUGCGGUGUAGGCAUUUUGGUAUCUCGGCAAUGCAAUAACGAUUUUGAAGACGUCUCUUUCAUCUCGUACGCUUUGAGGAGGAGGAGGCGUGGGACCAGGGGACUCUCCGAUUGUGGAUCAAGAGUGAGAGAGGGGGACAAGGGGAAAGCAGAACGAGAAAGACAGACAGUUGGAGGAAGAGAUUGGGGUGUUGGUGUUAGUUUGGAUACACAUUUUGGAAACGGGAGCAGAGAGCUGUUAUUUUGAAGGUGGAGAAAAUACAUAAACAAAAACUUACUUUCUAUCUUAUCUCCGUCCACACAGUAUUUUACCUAUUUGUGAGACGUUUGUUGGUGGUUCGGCGUCUCUCUCACGUCACUGAUUAGUUGCAGAACUUUCUUUCACUGCUCGGUGUUGAAGGCAGCAGGACUUGGACUCGAACAUCUCCCGAACUUCUUGGGCCGUCGACGAGCGUUGACGAUGGAUGCAACUUGUGCUAACAAGUGAAAAGAAGAAUCCAGAAUCACUAGGGGAAGUAGGGAGUCUGCUGCUACGCUGUCCUUCCUUUCCUUUUCUCUCGCAGAAGAGAAGACUAACUUUUUCAAAGACCGUUUUCUGGGCCACAGGCCGACUUGUUUAAAGGACUUGUUUUUGCUUCCGGUAACACCGAAGAAAAAACAGAGUCGCGCUCUCUCGCCCUCUUCUCUCCCUCUCGCUCUCUCUCACUUUUUUUGGAAGCAGAAUUUUUAAAGUAAAAUGGGUCUUUGAGAGAGUUGGCACAUCUCCCUGCGCUAUAAUGGCCACUGACACGUACCUGGUGAAUGAAGACCCUUCGAGAGGCCCCGGGAUGCCCGAGUGUUUUCUUGUGUCUGAUUCCUACAGGGAUGAAUUCCACCCGUUCAUCGAGGCCCUGCUGCCCCACGUCCGAGCCUUCUCCUACACAUGGUUCAACCUGCAGGCCCGCAAGCGCAAGUACUUCAAGAAGCACGAGAAGAAGAUGUCCAAGGAGGAAGAGCGUGCAGUCAAAGAUGAACUGCUGGGAGAAAAAUCCGAGAUCAAACAGAAAUGGGCGUCGAGGCUCCUUGCCAAGCUUCGCAAGGACAUCCGGCCAGAGUUCCGGGAGGACUUUGUCCUCACCAUCACCGGGAAGAAAGCCCCCUGCUGCGUCCUCUCCAACCCCGACCAGAAGGGUAAGAUCAGGAGGAUCGACUGUCUGCGCCAGGCUGACAAGGUGUGGAGGCUGGACCUGGUGAUGGUCAUCCUGUUCAAGGGCAGCCCCCUGGAGAGUACGGACGGAGAGCGUCUGGCCAAGUCGCCCCAGUGCUCCAACCACGGCCUGUGUGUCCAGCCGCAUCACAUCGGGGUCUCCGUCAAAGAGCUGGAUCUCUACCUGGCCUACUUCGUCCAGGCACCAGAAUCUGGACAAUCAGACAGCUCCAGCCAACAAGGAGACACAGACAUCAAGCCACCGCCCAAUGGGCACCUGAGUUUCCAGGACUGCUUCGUCACCUCAGGAGUGUGGAACGUGGCUGAGCUCGUCAGGGUGUCACAGACUCCUGUAGCCACAGCGUCUGGUCCUAACUUCUCCCUGGCUGACCUGGAGAGUCCUGGCUACUACAACAUCAACCAGGUGGCUCUGGGGCGACGCUCCCUCGCAUCCCCCCCUUCCACCAGGUACAUGUCUGAGGUCGAGCUGUACGCAAACCUUCCACGGAGCUCUAACAAGAGGAAGUCGUUAGACGACAGUGAGCUGGAGAGCCCCACGGACGACGUCUUCUACCCCGGACGCUCCCCAGCCGCAGGCUCCUCCCAGUCCAGCGGCUGGCCCAACGACAUGGAUGCAGGUGGAGACCUUCAUUCCCCAUCCCCAAGCUCACACCAUGUUGACCGUCACCUGAUAAUGCAGCACCAUUUGGCCAGUGUGCAGGAGAGGAAGAUAAAACAUGAACACGAUGGAGUGCAGUUUCCUUACCAUGGACUGUCCUCGCCUGGUUCUCUUAAGAAGCCGGGGAAGUUUGAUUUCAACGCCCUGUCGCCCCAGACGAGGUCCCCCCGCAUGACGUUCACACACCACCCGCUGCCCGUGCUGGCAGGAGUGAGACCAGGGAGUCCCCGUGCCUCAGCGUCAGCUCUCCACUUCCCCUCCUCCUCCAUCAUCCAGCAGUCCAGUCCCUACUUCACUCACCCCACCAUCCGCUACCACCACCACCAGGACCCGCUCAAGGAGUUUGUCCACGUCUGCGCCGACGGCUCGGGGCAGUCCGGGGACAGCAUACUCCACGGCAGGCUCCACAGCUCCCAACAGGUUUGUCAGCAUCGGAGCACGGGACAACUUUCUGAACAUCCCCCAGCAGUCUCAGUCUUGGUUCCUCUGACAAGGCCUCCGACUCAACCGCUAGAAUUGUGUCAUGAGAAAAUUGGGAAUGGAAAAACAACACAACACACAAAACAAACCAACACUGACUACAAACAAACUGCUGACACUAAAGUAUUUUUGCUCAACAACCAACAACACAAAAACAGAAAAUAACCCCCAGAAGAAUACCCAUUUCCACGAUUUGAACAUUUGAACCGGAACAACCAUCUCCCUAUACAGAAGGCUGAAAAGAGAUCGGUUGAAGUGGACAGACUCAGAACGAACGACAGAACGAGGAAGAAGAGGAGGAAGAAAGAUGAGGAAAUGUCACACACAAAACAUGUCAGAAAGCAAACAAAAAUAUGCAACCUGACAACUAACUGACCAAUUUCGUUGUAUUGUUGUUUUUAUAUUUUAUUUUCACAAUGAAACUCCAUGCAAUGGCUCGGAGAUCCACCCACACACAACAGUGUAAAACACAUAGUUGGCAGAAUUUGGUCAUUUGAGCUAUAGCUAUAAACAUUGUCACCACCCAAAAGAACCCAUUCUGUAAUCCUUUAGUCUCUCCUCCUGACGGUGCUUUCUGUCCCUGCUCCCUCUCUCAUCUGUCAACCAGGUGUCCAGGCAACGCCCACAGCCUCACACAACCACAUCCGACUGGCCUCACUGCCGCUUGAUGUACUCAGCCCUGACUCCCCUCCCUCCUCCCUUCUUCUGAUUGGCCAAACACUGGGACACCAUCCAAUGGUGUGAUACUAUCUGCACUAGAUGGCUGGUUUUAGCUUACCCUCUUGUGAAGAGCGAUAGCCAAUAGCAUGAGCCGAGAGCGAACACAAAACAGUCAGUCAGUCAGACAUAAGACAGUCAGACAUAACAGACAGAAAGUCAGUCAGUCAGACAGACAUAACAGAGAGACAGACAAACAUAAGAGACAGACAUAACAGACAGACAGACAGACAGACAGACAGACAGACAGACAGACAGACAGACAGACAGACAGACAGACAACACUAUGCCCUCUUUCGUCCCCUCACCUAUGCACUACUGAAACAAAUAAGGGAGGAAACAGAGUGAUCCAGCAGGUCGCUGAAGGCAGUGUGUGUGUGUGGGCAAUGGGCUGUGGCUCUGGCAUCCUGGCACUCACACAUACACACACUCACGCAGACUCAAAGUACGUACACACACACACACAGAUCAUUGUCUCCAGAACCCACACGUCUGGCAGACACAACUGAUUCACUGACAAUACCAUUUUGUCUGUGUGUCCUUCACAGUAACAUAAUACAUGCAUAGGAUCAACAUCAUCGUGUAAUAACUAGCUUUCUUUUGGUUUGUAGCCGUUUUCUUGCAUUUCAUUUUGUUUGCCGGAUUGGUUUUGGUUUUGUCUCACUUGGAUUCUUUUGCUUAUGUUUGACCUUCUUCCUUAAGAUCUUUUCUUUCAUCCGCUUUUUAUUUUGCAGAAAAAAAUAUCAUCUUCGUUUGCAAUAACAGGCAUCUCUGAAAUCUCUCACAAACACCAGUACAGGAACUUGCGACAACCCCUGCCCUGCUUCACCCUGUAACCACAGUCCAUUCACAGUAGCGCCCGGAGGAACACACGCUGACACACCACCGUAUCAAAAUGCACACUACUAACACCGUCACCCUGAUUCCAAACACAAAGGUGAGCCUUUAUAUACGAGUUUCUCCAAACUGCCUUUGAUAAUGGUUUUUCAUUCAUUUUGACAUUUGUCAUUUUUAAUUUGAGAUACCUUGUUUUUUUCUAUUGUAAAUGUGAUUUAUUAAAUUGUUAUUGAUAUUGUAAUUUUUUUUUUUUAUCAUGACACAAUAAUUCAAACAAAAAAAGCCAAACCUCACAAAAUAACUGGACUGCCUAGCUGUUGGUUUCUUCCAUGUGCAGGGAUAGAAUUGUCUGACAGCCCAGGCACUCUGAGUUUAUCGUAAAAUUAGCUCUAUGUACUCAAAUCAUAUAUCACAACUAUAACAAUCUAUGGAAGUGCCUCUGUACUCCCUAUCAUGCAAUUAGUUCAAAUUCAGGUUGAUGUUUUUGUUCACAUAUAUGCUAAAGCUACAAAGAAUGGUGAUGUUUCUUCCUAUAUGGAAACCAUUGGCUAUAGGACAGAAUCUUUGUAGAAGACUGCAAAAUGUUAUAAAGAGAGAGAGAGAGAGAUCUUAAACAUAUAUAUUUAUGGUAUAUGCUCCUUUUUAAACUUGACUAAAAUGAGCUUGUUGGCAGUUUAGUUAUUUUCUGAACUCUUGAGCUAGCAGAAUUCCAUGAUGGACAGCACCUCACUGUCACCAUGACAAUUCAAUGAGCACCCACCCAACCUCCACAAAUCUACAGUGCAGCGUUCAAAAAACACAACAAAAAUCUCCUUGAUGCAAAAUAGAUGAAACAUGUCAAAAUCGACAAUGGAAAAAUUGAAGAAAAAAAGUGUUUGUUUUUUUGAUGGAAAGUAUUAUUAUUGAAAAAUAUGUGUCGAUUGAGCCACGUGCAAUGCAUUGGGUAGAUUCAUUGUGUUUUGUCUGUUAGAGAUUUUUAAGAAAGCUAAGAAGAAAAGAGAAAAAAAAUCUAUUUGUUUCAAGUCCGAUGUGCUCCUGGACUCUAAACUAACAGAGCCAUAUCCUAGUCUUUGUAAGUUGGGGGUAUUUGUUUUUAUUUUCCUUUAGUGUCUCUUUUUUAAUGUUUAACGUGUAAUCAUUUGUUUAUAAACAUGUUUGGAGGGGCUGAAGGAAGAAACAUUUCUUACAAAACGUUUAAAAACAAAUUGAACAUGGAAUGAAAAACCGGUGAAAUGAAAAACCGUCACUUUUACACACUAUCAAGUACAUUCAGACUAUUACAAAAUGAAUGAUAAUGAACAAAAUAAUGACUACCUUUAGGAAACCGCAUUUAUUACUCCUCUUCUCUAUUCCUAUUCCUUCUCCUGUUUGUAAUAUUGAGUGGAGGGAGGGGUUCCUAUUCCUUCCUAUAUUCCUCUAGUAGGUUGUGAAACAAAAGGCAUUUUGGUUCAACCUUUAGAUAGGACGAGAGCUGUACUGUAGGCUUAUCAAUGCCCACAACUACUUCCUCUGAUUUCUCCCAGAUUAUUAUACUCCUCUCUCUGAGUCUGAGCAAGGGAAAAAAACAGGAAAAUGGCAGCUUAGAAUUAGUUUCAUUUGAGGAGCCAGCCAGUCUGUCAGAACCAUGAUGUAACGAUAGAAAUACAGUAGGCCUAUGCAAAGUGAGCUUCCCUCCACCCCUUCCUUCUCCACCCUCUCCCUCAUUCCCCUGUAAAUUCACCUUGACUAGUGCUUGUGCUGUAGUGUAGUUUCCCAGCAGUUAAAGGUUGUCCCUUAAAAGUGCCUUUUGUUCACAGACUCCAUUUUGUAAUCCAGAUCGCUCCCCUUUCAUUAGAAAUAAUUCAAGGUAGAGGUGAAAGUGCCGCUAAGUGCAGAUCUAGGAUCAGUUUCCUGUAUAUCCUGACCUGAACCAUUAGGAGGGGAUAUGCAAAACUGACCUUAGAUCAGUGCUUAGUGAGCAACUUCAUCCGAUCUCAACCUUUGAAAAAUGAUCCCCCUCCAUUGUAUCAACCUUCCCAUAAAUCCUUUCCCUUUUCAAAAUCCGUAUAUAUAUAGUACAAAAGGAAACUGGUGUGAAUUAGUUCUUUACUUUUUAUUGAUAAAUGAUGGAAAAAAAUACUGAAAAGGCAAAAAAAACUUGUUCUCGUUCCCCCUUGCUCUCUGGCUUUUUUCUUCUUCCCUCCGUCUCCUCCUCUCCUCUCCUCUCCUCUCCUCUGUCUAUCUGUUCUCUCGUAGACACCGGAGUAGUCUGUAAGUGUGUCCUCUCUCUCUCCUUCCCCCUCCCUGCCUUCCUUCCUUCCGUUGAUGGAAGGGGUUGUUGAAAAAAAAAAUGGCCGAAACUUUUUGUCUUGAGCAGAAUGCAGUUAGCUCACGUUAUUCUUGUCUGUAUUGCCUCUUCUUCACAUUGUAUACCAUUACCCAUCCUCUUCAGCUUCUCCAUUCAAACAGCUAAUGUAAGUGAACAAAUUACACCAAUGGGCUUUUGGGGGUGCGCCUGCCCAGUGUAGGGUAGGACUGGGUGUUAGGGGUUAUGGGGGUUAAAGGUCUUAGGGGGUCAAUAAUGUUGGGGUAAAGGAGAAAUUAUAGGGGUACCUUUUGGGUGUUGGGGGGGGGGGCUGCUCUUCUGCUGUGACAAGUUAAGAGUUUUUAUUUUAUUUAUUUUGUUUUAUUUUAUUCCUUUAUUUUUAUUUUUGACUUAAUUUGGAUUUUUGCUUUCAUAGUUCCUAACUAUCAGGGUAUGCCGUCAUUGAAACUCUAUAAGAGAGUCUUGGACUGUAAAUUAAAUGCUACAAGCACCUUAUAACUACUGGCUGAGAAAAGGGGUUUGCAAUACUACCAGCACACACACACACACCUAGUCAUGUAUCAAAUACUCCAAACUCUUGUAUUAUUAUUGUGAGGUUUUAUCUAGUGAAGCCAGGAGCAGUAUUAGCCAUUGGCAAAACACACACCACAACCCACCAUAUAGAGCCAGCAUGAACCAGGCUUGAGGCAUACUCUCAAGUGAAACGUAGAGAUAUCAGUUUGAAUGCCAGGCUCUAAAAACUCUGUUCCGUUUUGAGAUUAUUUUUUUAUUUUUAUUUUUUUGUGGUGUCUAGACAGUACGCCCUUUGACCCCCGACCCUACGCCCUCAGAGCAGAAAAGCCCCACUCAUGCCUGUAGCUCUGUCUGAAAUGGCACCCUAUUCCCUACAUAGUACACAACUUUUUCACUAUUCCCAUAGGGCCCUGUUCAAAAGUAGUGCACUAUGUAGGGAAUAGGGUGCCAUUUUAAAUGCAUCCCAUGUCUUUGUGUAUAAGAAACACCCCCAGAGCUCUAUAGGUGAAAUGCAUGUGUUAAUUACAGUUUCUUUUCCAUAAGAAGAAAAACACAGUUUGAGCAGAGCAGCACCUUGAUUGAAUAAAAGGAUGUUCUUGACUGUA
Oncorhynchus tshawytscha (Chinook salmon) is the source of this 7701-nucleotide messenger RNA. RefSeq names its product nuclear factor I/Xa (gene nfixa). Gene Ontology annotation, molecular function: DNA-binding transcription factor activity, RNA polymerase II-specific; RNA polymerase II cis-regulatory region sequence-specific DNA binding. Gene Ontology annotation, cellular component: nucleus. The record is from RefSeq and is a predicted model, not a curated record. Gene Ontology annotation, biological process: regulation of transcription by RNA polymerase II. Lineage: Eukaryota; Metazoa; Chordata; Actinopteri; Salmoniformes; Salmonidae.